Messenger RNA from Selaginella moellendorffii, 1138 nucleotides. RefSeq lists its product as uncharacterized. Lineage: Eukaryota; Viridiplantae; Streptophyta; Lycopodiopsida; Selaginellales; Selaginellaceae. The transcript has 4 exons. The record is from RefSeq and is a predicted model, not a curated record. The coding region runs from base 43 to 1059 and encodes 338 amino acids.
UUUUUUCUUUCCUCUUUACGCCACCGCACCACUUCACCGCCAAUGGAUUUGGACUACGUGAAGCUCGGCGAUGGAAGAUUGGUAGCGUUUCGGGAGCUGGGCUGCCCGCGCGAGGCGGCGUUGCGAUCGCUCCUGGUUCUCCACGGACUUGGAUCGUCCCGGAUCGCAGCGAUUCCUGGUGUUCGCCAGGAGCUCCUGGAGGAAUUUGGCGUGCGGCUGGUCGUGAUUGACAGGGCAGGAUAUGGCAAGAGCGAUCCCGACCCCAACCAGACCCUGCGCUCGUCGGCGGUGGAUUUGGAGGCCAUCAUCGACAAGCUGGAGCUGGGGCGCAGGGUGUGGCUCCUCGGAUACUCGGGCGGCGCUGGCUACUGCUGGGCUGCCGCGCGGUACAUUCCUCACAGGAUCCACGGCAUUGCUCUCUGGGCGCCCGUUGGAAACUACUGGUGGAAGGGAAUUUCGGAUGCUCAGCGCAAGUCCAUGAUCUCGACUCUCACUCCAAACACCAAGCUUCUCUUCUCGUAUAUGAAGUAUGUUCCACCUUCGAUCCUCCGCCUCUAUGCGCGAUUUGUGCUCGCUCGCCGAGCGGGGCAGCGAUGGGUGGAUCACUGCAAGGCGACGCUUUCUCCCCCGGAUCAAAAGCACCUCGCGCAGCACGAAUUCGCCGGACUCCUGCUCAAGGACAACCUUGAGUCGAUCACUUUCAACCAAGGCGCUGGGCUGGCCAAGGACUUGGAGCUGCUUUGCUCCUGCGACUGGGGAUUCGAGCUUGACGAGGUUGGGCGGUGCUUCGCGGGGCCGAUCCACAUCUGGCAGGGAAGCGACGACCGGCUGGUGUCGCUGGAGCUGCAGCGCUGGAUCAAGUCGACGCUGCCGCAGACGGUGGAGCUCCAUGAACUCGACGGCGAGGGCCAUCUUUCGUGGUUUUGCUUCAACGACGACUCGCAUCGCCGUGUGUUUGAGACGCUCUUCGCCCAAUCCCCUGCGUCGGAGAUGUCAUAUCGAUCAAGCGAUCGCUCCUAUUCUACGAGGAGAAAACUAGAGAACGCGAACCUGGUUUAAGCAAGCUCGCCAUCGACCGUUUUCGCUUGAUUGUAAACGAGCUAACGAACACUUAUCGCAACUUGAGUUUUCAUCCAAA